This is a messenger RNA of Formica exsecta, 2365 nucleotides long. RefSeq names its product hexosaminidase D-like. Bases 409 to 1878 code for a protein of 489 amino acids. NCBI's taxonomy places the organism in Eukaryota, Metazoa, Arthropoda, Insecta, Hymenoptera, Formicidae. The transcript is spliced from 11 exons. Gene Ontology annotation, molecular function: hexosaminidase activity. Gene Ontology annotation, biological process: carbohydrate metabolic process. The record is from RefSeq and is a predicted model, not a curated record.
GAAGAAGAAGAAGAGUAUGCGCGGAGUAUAAUGCGACAAGAAGAAAAGUGAUAGUGAUUAAUGGUUAUGAGAAUAUCGCGGAAUAGUGCAAUACAAGGAAGAAAAGUGAUAAAGUGAAUAGAAAUUAUUAACGCGGAAUAGUGCAAGAAAAAGAAGUGAUUUCUUUUAAUCAUAUUGAGCAAAGUUAGGUUAUAUUAGCGAAAUUGAAAAAUUGCUUUAUUACACGCAAUGCUUGAAUCUAUGCAUUAUCAAUUAAAAUUAACAUAUUUGUGAUAAAUGGAUUGUUGGAAAAUGAUUAUGGAGGCAUUGAAGGAAUAUUUGGAGAUUUUGGCUGGCCAUGUUUUCGAUAAGAUGGAGAAAAUUUUUUUAUAGGCUGUUUUUUAGAGUGUUAAUAUCCCAAUAAAUGGAAUGGCAGAAAUGAUGGACGCCUUAACGUUAGGCUCACAUAGAUUGGUUCAUCUUGAUUUAAAAGGAGCACCACCACGGACUUGUUAUUUUGAAAAGCUUUUUCCAUUAUUGCGAACAUGGGGAGCUACUGGAUUAUUGCUGGAAUGGGAGGAUACAUUUCCUUACAAUCGAGAACUCUCUCCAAUAGGAAGUAAUGGGCCAAGCAGUUUAGCAAGUGGAUAUACAAUUCAAGAAGCUGGACACAUUCUGCAAAUAGCAGGAGAUUGUGGCUUGGCAGUUGUCCCAUUGGUACAAACUUUUGGACAUAUGGAGUUUAUCCUGAAACAUGACGAAUGGAGAUCAUUGCGUGAAGUAGAAACUUUUCCAAGUUCCAUUUGUCCAUCAAAUCCAAGAACUCUACCAUUGGUCAAAUCAUUAAUACGUCAGAUUGUUAGUUUUCAUCCUGACAUACAAUAUCUACAUAUAGGUUCUGAUGAAGUAUGGCACUUAGGCCUUUGUUCAGUCUGUACUAAACGAGCUGCAGCCAGUAAAUAUGGCAAAUUUUCAUUGUACUUGGAACAUAUUUUGGCAAUAGCCCAAUACAUUCAGGAAACGUAUCCAUACUUAAAGAUUAUCAUUUGGGAUGACAUGUUGAGAUCAAUAGACUUACAGGUUUUGAACGAAUAUUACAUUGGAAAAUAUGUAGAACCCAUGAUAUGGCAUUACAAUCCCAGGGACAAUUUUGUGUUGCCUAAUGGAUUGUGGGAUAAAUACAGCGCAGCCUUUUCCAAUAUCUGGAUAGCAACUGCAUUCAAAGGAGCCACUGGUUCCACACAACAUGUACCUGUAAUUCGACAUCAUAUAAGCAAUCACGAAAAAUGGCUAGAAGAAUUGGGAAUUCAUGUGAGUAAGGUACAUGAAUUUCGAGGCACAGCAUUUACCGGUUGGUCAAGAUAUGAUCAUUAUGCUACGAUGUGCGAGUUGUUACCCACAGCUAUACCAUCAUUAGCUUUAUGUCUAAAAGUUUGGCUCUAUGGUUAUUCAGAGGAGACACAUGCACAAAUUGCAAAGAGCUUAGGAUACAUUGAUCAUCCAUUGCACAUAAUACCACAAUCUAGACCAAUCCCGAUACCUAGUAAUUUGCUUUUUCCUGGAUGGCAGGUAGCUGUGGGUAUGGAAUGGUUUCUUAAUUUCAAGACGAAAUAUCAUAACAUUAUUAACAGUGAUCAAAUUAUGACGUGGAUGAAUCCAUGGCAGGUAGCAAAUAAUUACACAAAUCCCAUGCAGUUGGAGAAUUUAAUACCUACUUUUACAGAAUUAUUAUUAGAAUUGUCUUCCCUGGAGGGCUAUCUACGAGUUCAAAUGGAAGCGAUUUUCUUCUCGUCAAUGAUUGAAGAGUGGUUAGGCACCAAUAUUCAGCCGAUAAAAGUAAAAUUAACAGAACUGAAACAAACAACUGAAAAUCAACUAAAAAUAAGUAGUCGUGUAUAAUAUUUUUUUUAUUUGAAAAAUCGGCAAUCAAUUUCAAAUAUAUCACAUCCGAUAUGAAAUAAAACAAUCACGAAAAGUUCCAUUUAAAGAGACUAUGAAAUGCUAAUUAAUGAUUAAAUAAUUAAUUAUUUUUCGGGUGUAGAGGAAAAUUGUUUUUAUUAUUAUGGUAAGUCAUUGCUUAUAAAAUGUAAGAUGAUCUAUUAUUUUAAAACUUUAGCCUAUUUUUUUUAAUUAUUAAAAAAUAAAUACAAUAUAUAAUUUUCUGAGAAAGAAUUAUUUUUUUAAAUUGGGUACAAAAUACUCGAGAAUAAAAAAAAGAGAGAAAUUGUCUUUUAUCGAUAUAUGAGAUGAUCUGUGAUACUUGGCUAUGAAAGGGUAACUAUGUUUAAAUACACAAGUGAUAUUUAAUAAUUAAGGGACAAUCGAUAAUUAUAAUUUGUUAUAUUUAUUUCAAAUGUAUAAAAAUAUAAAUGUUUAAUAAGCAUAU